CCACCGAGCCUUGGGCGAGCCGCGUCCUUUCGAGGGGGCCCCGCCUCUGUGUGACGGCCCGACCGGGAAUUGGCGGCGGCGCUGCAGCCAUUUCCGGUUUCGGGGAGGUGGGUGCGGUGCGGAGCGGGACUUGGCGCCGCCGCCCCUGCUUACAGAACCUCCCUUGCGCCUAGUGCUGCCGGCACGAUGCGGCCGGGGCCCGGAGGCUGCUGCUGCCGCCGCCCGGUAAGGGCGAACGGGUGCGUGGCGAACGGGGAAGUGCGAAACGGGUACGUGAGGAGCAGCGCCGCCGCCGCCGCCGCCGCCGCCGCAGCCGCUGCCGGCCAGAUUCAUCAUGUUACAGAAAAUGGAGGACUAUAUAAAAGACCAUUUAAUGAGGCUUUUGAAGAAACACCCAUGCUGGUUGCUGUGCUCACAUAUGUGGGGUAUGGUGUACUCACCCUCUUUGGAUAUCUUCGAGAUUUCUUGAGGCAUUGGAGAAUUGAAAAGUGUCACCAUGCAACAGAAAGAGAAGAACAAAAGGACUUUGUGUCAUUGUAUCAGGACUUUGAAAACUUCUAUACAAGGAACCUCUACAUGAGGAUAAGAGACAACUGGAAUCGACCGAUCUGUAGUGUGCCUGGAGCCAGGGUAGACAUCAUGGAGAGACAGUCUCAUGACUAUAACUGGUCAUUCAAGUACACAGGAAAUAUAAUUAAAGGUGUUAUAAACAUGGGUUCCUACAACUAUCUUGGAUUUGCACGGAACAGUGGAUCAUGUCAAGAAGCAGCUGCCAAAGUCCUAGAGAAAUAUGGAGCUGGAGUGUGUAGCACUCGGCAGGAAAUUGGAAACCUGGACAAGCAUGAAGAACUAGAAAAACUUGUAGCAAGAUUCUUGGGAGUAGAAGCUGCUAUGGCAUAUGGCAUGGGAUUUGCUACAAAUUCAAUGAACAUUCCUGCUCUUGUUGGCAAAGGUUGCUUGAUUCUGAGUGAUGAACUGAACCAUGCAUCGCUGGUCCUAGGAGCCAGACUGUCAGGAGCAACCAUUCGAAUCUUCAAGCACAACAAUAUGCAAAGCCUAGAGAAGCUAUUGAAAGAUGCCAUUGUUUAUGGUCAGCCUCGGACAAGAAGGCCCUGGAAGAAAAUUCUAAUUCUUGUGGAAGGAAUAUAUAGCAUGGAGGGAUCUAUUGUCCGCCUUCCUGAAGUGAUUGCCCUCAAGAAGAAAUACAAGGCAUACUUGUAUCUUGAUGAGGCUCACAGCAUUGGGGCCCUUGGCCCUUCAGGUAGAGGCGUGGUAGACUACUUUGGCCUGGAUCCUGAGGAUGUAGAUGUGAUGAUGGGAACUUUCACCAAGAGCUUCGGUGCAUCUGGAGGAUACAUUGGAGGCAAGAAGGAGCUGAUAGACUACCUGCGUUCACAUUCUCACAGUGCCGUGUAUGCCACAUCCCUGUCACCACCUGUAGUGGAGCAGGUCAUCACCUCCAUGAAGUGCAUCAUGGGGCAGGAUGGCACCAGCCUUGGCAAAGAGUGUGUGCAGCAGUUAGCUGAAAACACCCGGUAUUUUAGGAGACGCCUGAAGGAAAUGGGCUUUAUCAUCUAUGGAAAUGAAGACUCUCCAGUGGUGCCUUUGAUGCUCUACAUGCCAGCCAAAAUCGGCGCCUUUGGACGGGAGAUGCUGAAGCGGAACAUUGGUGUAGUUGUGGUGGGAUUUCCUGCUACCCCAAUUAUUGAGUCCAGAGCCAGGUUUUGCCUGUCAGCAGCUCAUACCAGAGAAAUACUUGAUACAGCUUUAAAGGAAAUAGAUGAAGUUGGGGACCUGCUGCAGCUGAAGUAUUCCCGUCAUCGGUUGGUGCCUCUACUGGACAGGCCCUUUGAUGAGACUACAUAUGAAGAGACAGAAGACUGAGCCUUUCUGGUGCUCCCUAGAGGGACUUUCCCAUCCCGGGCAGUGUGUGGCCUUUCUGAGCCAGUUCCAGGAACCACACUUCUUCAACCACCUCAUGUGAAGGACAUUUCCUCAACUACUGAAGGUGGUCACCUCCACUCUAAAUGGCAUUUUGUAAAUAGUAAAAAAAAAAACAAAAAAAACCUGCUUCACAUCCUUCAUUUGCUAAGUCUCACCUUUAAAAAAUGAGGUGACUUAUUUUGUCCAUUAAAAAACGUUUUAUUUUAUAACUAUUCUACUCGGGAAAUCACACUGACCCCAGCCUGUCUGGCUAAGCACACAGGCAUUUUCAUCUCUAGCCUCGAGAUGCUCCCUAGCGAGCAAGUGCCUUUUGCUUACUUCCCAUCCAGGUCUCAGAGGUUGCCCAACUUGAAAUCCUUAUUUUACCAGUCAAUUUAUCAACCAAAGUAUUCUCCCAUUAGUAUUAAUUUUAGCCUUUUAAGAAAAACAGUAAAUGGUAACAAUGCUGAAAGACUUACUGUAUAACGCUCCCUGACCAAGGACCUCCCAAAGCUUUGGUUUUAUUCCAUUUUUUGUUCUGUCACCAAAAGAUUUCUUCCUUCACUGUCAAAUACUUCUUUAUGUGGUCACAGUCUGAGGAUAUGUCCAAAUUACAGUUCUUCCCAAGCACUAACCUUGAUUCUUCCAAACUCCUGCUUAAAACUCACUGUUUUAGAAGCACCUACAUCCCAUCCUGCUCAGACCUUGGUGGUGAAGCAGCAUACCUGUCACCAUUACCAGUCAGUGUUAAAUCUGCUCUAUAAGUAACAGGCACUCCUGGAGGGGUGAGAGACAGGGGCAGUGUGGGAUAAAUCACUGACUUACAGAAUGGCUGGGGUUGGAUUUCUCACUGUUCUCUACUUUUCAAAAUUACAACAGCCUCUCACUGGGUCUGAAUCCAGAUUAGGAUUUAACUUGGUAAAAGAGAAUGUUGGUCAAUCUGCUCAGAAAACAUUUACCAUGUUCCUGUUUCAGCAUGAAAGUUAUUAACUUAGCCCUUUCAGAAGCUGACCACUUAAACAUUACUCUUCUGAAUGCUAGUUCUUCUACUCUUGGUGUCCUAAGCUCUGUGUGU
This is a messenger RNA of Castor canadensis (American beaver), 2998 nucleotides long. RefSeq names its product serine palmitoyltransferase long chain base subunit 2 (gene Sptlc2). Lineage: Eukaryota; Metazoa; Chordata; Mammalia; Rodentia; Castoridae. The record is from RefSeq and is a predicted model, not a curated record. Gene Ontology annotation, biological process: ceramide biosynthetic process; sphingosine biosynthetic process. Gene Ontology annotation, molecular function: serine C-palmitoyltransferase activity; pyridoxal phosphate binding. Gene Ontology annotation, cellular component: serine palmitoyltransferase complex.